UAUUUCAUUACUAAUUUUUUUUAUUUUGAAAUAUAUUUAAAGGGAAAAAACUACAGCAUGAAGUGAUACGUGUUAUUCCUAAUGUCUGUUUAGUAUUAUGUUAUUAAUGAUUGCAUUCACAUUAAUUUUCGUGCGUUUCUUAGCUUGUACUUCGUAGUAAAUAAGUUAAAAAUAGUUUUCAAAAAAAAAAAAAAAAAAGUUAAAAAAAAAAGGGAAAAGGAAAAAAAAAUUGUUGAUAUUCAGCACAACUGAAUGAACAAAAUCGUAACCCCCAUGAAAGCAAACACACGGCUGCAACUCUGCAAGUAUUAUUCAUUACGGCAGCACCACCUUCCUCCGUCAUCCCGUCAGAACAUCGCCUCCACCGCCACCGCCACCGCAACCUCCACUGCCACCACCAUCUUUCUUUUCCCUCCUUUCCUUCAACUUUGAAAAGGGAGCUUUAAUUUUUCAUCACAAUUUUUAAUUAUGAACCCCAAUUUCCCACCAAAUUAUGCUCAACCCCCAAUUUCAUUGCCCAACCAAACAAUCCCAAAUGAAUCAAAUUCAGCUUCUACCCUCUUAAUUCGUCAUCUUCCUGAAGCUAUUCCCUUUGAUACUCUUUCCCGCCUUUUCUCUCAUUACGGCGCUCUUGCUGCUCGCCCUUGUACUUCUGCAAGGUUAAAAAACUGUGCGUUUGUGGACUUCGGGGAUGAAAUUGCUGCCUCACAUGCACAACGCCAACUUAAUGGGUUGCGAUUUCUUGGUAAAGUCUUGUCUGUGGAGAAGUCUAGUAAGCCUUCAGAGGACAAUAAGCAGGUUGGAGGUGAAUCUGAUAACAAUACACUGAAACCCUUAUAUCAGGAGAACACACAGAGUAGAGAUGUGCAAGAAGGCUCAAAGUCAGCCAGCCAGCUUGUCGCUGAGCCAAUUGCUGAAAAGCUUGGCAUCAAUUAUCCAUUUCCUCCUCAUUUAGAGUAUGCUUAUCCUCCUCCAGAUGGAAAUAUACUGACCAAUAUUCUUAAUGCUCUUAUUGCUGUUCCUCCCUUUUAUACUCAGGUGUUGCACUUGAUGAACAAAAUGAACAUUCCCGCCCCAUUCCGUAUUGCACUGCCCACUCCCCCUUUACCAUCUACACCAGCCCCACCUCCACCACCGUUGCCUUCAGUAACUGAAAAGCCUCACCAAGGAAAUUUGUCUAGUGAUGAGUCAGAAAUGGAAACUUCUGAUGAGGAGGCUGAUAAUGAUGCAGAAGCUCCAAGAAAAAGGGUCAAGCGUGAAGUUAUUGUUGGCCCUGGCAUAGAUAAAGAUGUAUCUCAUGAAGCUGUUGGACUUAAACCCGCCACUUUGGUUCCGAAGGAAAUUCCAAUGAUAAAGAAGAAAAACUCUGUAUUACAGAUCAAAAUAGUCCCGAAAAAGGUCCAGCAUGAGGUUCUUAAUGAUAAUACAGUCAAAGAGUCUGAAAAACUGGAGUCUACAGAUAUGCCAUAUGCAACCAUUGACCAAAUAGAAAGCCAGAAAUUACCCCCUGAGGAGAUACUAUCUCUCCCAAUGUUCAAGAAUUAUGCUGCUGGAAAUCCUGCCUCAGUGCUGUACAUAAAGAACUUGGCGAAAGAUGUGGUUCUGGAUGAUUUUUAUUUAAUUUUUGGGUCAUUGUUUGGAAGCGUUGAUGCUGCUAAAGCUGGUCUUAGUGUGAAAUUAAUGCAGGAAGGAAGAAUGAGGGGGCAAGCAUUUGUGACGUUUCCAUCAGUUGAGUUAGCACACCGUGCUCUGAAUUUAGUAAAUGGCUAUGUCUUCAAGGGCAAGGCAAUGAUUAUCCAGUUUGGCAGAAAUCCAGCAGCAAGCAAAACAAGCUGAAUGUAUUGCAUCUUGGAAUUGGAAGCUUUCUGUACGAUUGGCAAUUUUGGUUACAUUGCACGCAUGAUAACAUAAGCUCAUCUACAUUGGCCAUGGCCCAUGGGACUGGUACUUGAUGAAUGUCUGGCCAUGGGAAACCCUCCUAGUCCUCGAGACCGUUGAAAGAAUUAUGGCAACCAUCAUGAAAAUUGGCUCAUAUCAUCCAAGGCAUUUGAAUUCUGCUCGCAAAAUACGAUGAAUAGGACAUACAAGACAUUUUCAUAAAAACAAGUGUACAACUGAUUGGUAGCUAGCAUUGGUCCUUGAGUGACUUAUCAUAUGUAUAUAGAUUAUUGUAACAUCCACCGCUCCACCAUAUUCUUAAAGAUCAUUAGGUUUCCUCUUGUGAGGAGGGCUUCUUAAUGUCAGUUAAACUUACCUUCCGUUGUAUAAUACGUGUUCUCUUCGGUUUCUUGUAGUCAAAAAAGCACAACCACCGGUGCAAUCCUUCAUUGACAUGCUUC
Messenger RNA from Chenopodium quinoa (quinoa), 2339 nucleotides. RefSeq names its product U11/U12 small nuclear ribonucleoprotein 65 kDa protein-like. Gene Ontology annotation, biological process: mRNA splicing, via spliceosome. Lineage: Eukaryota; Viridiplantae; Streptophyta; Magnoliopsida; Caryophyllales; Amaranthaceae. Gene Ontology annotation, cellular component: U12-type spliceosomal complex. Gene Ontology annotation, molecular function: U12 snRNA binding; pre-mRNA intronic binding. The coding region runs from base 469 to 1836 and encodes 455 amino acids. The record is from RefSeq and is a predicted model, not a curated record. The transcript has 11 exons.